AUGCCUGCGACACCAGAUGCGUCCAAAGAUCAGCAAGCGACCGCUCCGAAAUGGAUUCCCAACAAGGACGAGCGGGACGACCUCAAUGCGAUCGAUGCCGCCAUCGGUCUUAUGCGAAAGAGCACCCCGACGGAUCCUUACGUCCUCACUAUUCCUCAGAACGUCGAACCACGAUAUCAUCACUACAACAGAGUCCAUGCUGAGGCAUAUGCCAACAACACCCCCUUCGAAAGGACGGAGCACGAGAACCUUCAAUACAUGACUUUCCACUUCCACGAGCAUGGCAAGGAUAUAUACGUCUUGAAGAACAGUCGGCCAGCUGGAGACGCCGCAGUCAACGGAAAUCCGAAGAGCAGGCCGGGCACUGGUACGAACACGCCUAGCGGUGGACCGAAGAAGACAAUCAGUUUCAGCGCAUAUAAGAACAAGCAGAAUGGCGUCGCGGCCACGGCAGGAAAGGGUGAGACGAGAGCGAGCGAUGCGCCAUCGAAGCAGGGCGCAGUGAAGGGACCAAUCGAGAGAGUGAAAGCAGAGUCGGAGGAGAUGCUGGCUGCUGUCGCUGAAUCUGAAGGUGCACCAGCCGCCAAAAGACAAGGCGAAGAAGCCGCCGGACAGCAGAAAGAUCUGAAGCGGAAGCGGGACGAGCAGCAGCAGGACAAAAGCCAGAAGAAAGGGUCUGAUAAGAGCUCUGAAAAGGACUCCAGACCUGCACAGUCGCAACCAAACGAAUCGGCUACGAAUGGCACAGAGCCGCCUGCGAAGAAGGCGAAAGUCGCCGCUGACAAGCCAACGAAGCAAGAAUGUGUCGCGAACGAGAAAGCUUCUCAGAGCAGCGAGAAGACUUUGGAAAAGGAGCAUUCACCAGAGAGCGGCAUGCCACCGCGUCUCUCCCCCGGAAUGCCUCCAAGACUUUCGCCGGGUAUGCCUGACAAAUUAUCGCCACUUCACAAGUCACAUCAAUCGAUGUCUGCGGACCAUGAAGAAAUGGAGACGCCAUCUCUACCUGUGCGGCUGUCGCCAACUCUGCCAGACAACAUCGCGAAGACUUUGGAAGCGCGAUCCCAGUUUAAGACGAGCCCACGGCUGUCGGCUUCGUCUGCACCUACAACCGUCUCCAAAGACAAGGAUGGCAAGCUCACACCAAUGAAGAAGCUCGAUGGUAUCACCAAACACAAGUCUCCCGUACCACGCAAUGGCUUUCGUGCGACUUCAAGUUCUCCGGCGGUGCGGUCUGAUGCAGAAGCCGGCCGAGCUGCAACGGCGGCGUCUCGCGCAAAGAGCCCAGAACAAGCGUUCGCAGGCGAGUCCAUCACUACAAAGGCGCCAUCUGGCCCCAAGCCUCAUUCGCAGGCCAAAGAGGCUUUGAUGGUGAAGCUCAAAUUCAAGAAGUCGAAGAAGCUCGAUCUGAGACGUAUGCUGGCCACCCGUCCCGUGCCUGACCGGACCUGGUCAGAUCAGGCUAACACGGAGCGAUCAGUAGAGGAGCCACGAGUGCCGGCGAAGACCGCGGAGAAGCGCAACGGCGAGCGCCAGGACGCAGCUCCUAUCAAGGGCGUUGCGCAGAAAGUCGGCGCUGGCAGAGCAAAGAAGCAGCAACCAAAGCAAGACGAUGCGCCACUAGCGGCACAAAAGCGAGCUGCGCCGCAGGAAGAGGAUGCCGAAUCUCCACCUGCAAAACGCAAGAAGACGGAGACUUCAGAGGCACGUCAAGCACCAUCGACUCCUGCGCCGCGCGAGCUUGACUCGCCGCUUGCGCAGAAGUCCACUCUGCAGGCUACCCCGGUUGCACGCAAGGAUGUUCUUUCGGCAGCCAUGAAGCGCGAGCAAUCUCAGGACAGCAAUGCGACCCAUGGUACACCCCCAGCAGUGUCGAGCACUCCAACUGUGAAUGGCAGCUCCGCGCCCCCAAAUGGAAUACCUAGAGGGCCUUCCAGCCAGCCAAGCAACAAGACGCCCAGACAGCAGGCCUGGGAGGCGGAGCAGAAGCGUCUGGAAGGCUUGGGCCGAGAACUAAAGCACGCAGCGACUGCUCACUUGAACGCCGGCAAUGAGCAGAAGCUUGCAGCGAUCAAAUGUCUGGAAUCGUUCCUGUGCUACCUUCUGGCUUUCACCUGCGCCGAUGAAGCCGCGAUAGCGGCUGAUCCUAAGCAGACUCCCGCCAACAAGACUUGGCGUAGCUUGCAAGGCUUCUACGGUUUUGUUAAGCGCAACACCGAAGCCUACGCGCCACUUUGUGGACUGGCAUGCUCGCUCGGUAUGGUCUUCAACGCUCACGUGCUCGCUCUUCUGACGCAGUUCCCUGGUGAGGGAGCCAGCAACCAGAGCCUCUUGGAGACGCAAGCACACAUGCAACGUGCUGCUGGCGAGGCCGAUACGAAGCUCGACAUUGAUAUCCUGCAGGAGACUUUCCCAAAGGCCUGGAGCGGCCGCACGAAAGCCCUUCAACCGAAAGAGAAAGUGCUAGAGCCGGGCAAAUUUUCCGGCCCGUACAAAUUUCCGCUCCAGGUCACGACUUCACCUAUCCGUGCCGCGAGGGCAGGCUAUGCGAUUCUUCAGGAAUGGAUUGCAAAGGAGAAGAUUGACUAUACUCCGAAGCUCAAGCUUUGA
Molecule: messenger RNA, 2607 nt
Organism: Lecanosticta acicola
Lineage: Eukaryota; Fungi; Ascomycota; Dothideomycetes; Mycosphaerellales; Mycosphaerellaceae
Source: the annotation of a GenBank genome assembly